UCUUCCGCAAGGAAAAGCUCUGUUUCUUAUCAGUUCUUGGACUUAUUUUCCUUCGUCCUUCGUUUCGCCAUUGAAAGCACCUCCAUUUGCUAAACGAUUCUCUUCUAUCCCAUCAUCAUGGAGAUGCCGGUCAUGAACAGAUUAAGCGAUUUCGAAGCCGGCAUAAGCUCUCUGCAAGACCCAUCUUUUCUCUCGCAGUUUCUCUCCUUCUCCGUCAGAACGAUUGCGCAGGCCUACAGUUUCUGGAAGUGGGGUGCUUUGAUCCUCGCCCUCGUCGCGUCUUUCGGCACCAUAAUCAACCGAAUCAGGUUCCUCGUCAUCAAGUACCAGAACGACCUCGUUUCGGCCUCGCCGGCGCAGUCCCAGCGUUUUCUCAGAAGCUGCAUCGAUCGUAGCGAAGAAGACGAUGCCUGCUCGUCAUCGUCUUGCUCUGCUUCUUCGUCAGAAAUGGAGGAAGACGAAAUCGAGCUCAUAGAAGACCCAUCGCGAAACCACGAAGUUUUCGUUGUCAAGGGCUCGACGAGUGCGCAGCGCGACGGCGUGAGCUCGAAUGUCCGGCGAAGGCGGAGCUUCUUCUGCGACCACUUAUCGGGCUUCUGCGACCGAACGAACGUCGUCAAGCUCUGGAAUAUAGGGCUCGAGAUUGGAUUGGACCCCGAAGGAGAAUCUCCGUCUUCGUUUGGGGACGCGAUCUCCAUCACCGACUUGAACACGGGGCAGAGAUUGAGCUCGUUCUCAUCCGCCACGUCUGGGAUCCCGGCGAUUUCCGCGGCGCCGUUGCAGUCGCAGGCGGCGAUUUUGUCCUCCGGGGUGGGCAGCUCGGGGAACAUGGCGCUAAGGGUGUGGGACACGCGCACGGGUCCCCGGGCGCCGUCGAUAAUCGCGGAGUGGGCUCCUCGGUCACCGGCCAACAUCGAGCGAGUCAACUGCGGCGGCCCGGAGAAGCUGUUCUUGGAAGCGGGCGGCGAGCUGAUGCUCGGGGACAUGAGGAACGUCAGCUCCCCGCUGAAGAGCGUGACGGAGUCCGACGUGGAGACGUGGUGGGACGCCGACGCGGUGAUCGUCUCGGACGAGUUGGUGAGCGAGUCCAGGGCUGAGCGUUUCUGACUCGGGGCUCCUCGUUUCGCCGGUGGUUCGGUGCGUCGUGCUUUAGAAUAAUGGUCGACGCGAUCGGGUCGAAAACAGCGUGGUGAAUUCGACUUGCGUCUGUAAAUACGAUUUUUCACCCCCUCCAAUUAAUAUUUUCUCGUCAAUUCUACCGU
Molecule: messenger RNA, 1262 nt
Organism: Rhodamnia argentea
Lineage: Eukaryota; Viridiplantae; Streptophyta; Magnoliopsida; Myrtales; Myrtaceae
Exons: 1
Coding region: 118-1107 (329 amino acids)
Source: RefSeq, a predicted model, not a curated record